Oncorhynchus kisutch (coho salmon) is the source of this 5437-nucleotide messenger RNA. It is a transcript of the gene ids, whose product is annotated as iduronate 2-sulfatase. The transcript has 9 exons. Gene Ontology annotation, molecular function: iduronate-2-sulfatase activity. The record is from RefSeq and is a predicted model, not a curated record. NCBI's taxonomy places the organism in Eukaryota, Metazoa, Chordata, Actinopteri, Salmoniformes, Salmonidae. Bases 143 to 1903 code for a protein of 586 amino acids. Gene Ontology annotation, cellular component: cytoplasm.
AGACACGAUGCGAUCAAUGUUUUGACACAGUCAUUAGUUGUCGCGUGUGUAUAUAUAUGUCCAUGCACUACCUUUAUAGGCCACGCACGAGCUUCAUUAGCUUACAAUUGUUUUAGCUUGGCGAAAGCUGUAUUUCCUCACGAUGUCUCUGUCUGUCCAGAAAUGGUUUUGCGUCCUGAUUCUGUGUAUGUUCUCUCAUGACGUUGUUGCAAAAACAGUUAGGCGCAAUGUUCUCUUCAUCAUGGCUGACGAUUUGAGACCAACAUUAGGAUGCUACGGGGAUCCUAUUGUAAAGUCACCAAACAUUGAUCAACUUGCCUCUAAAAGUAACGUCUUUCUCAACGCAUAUGCCCAGCAAGCAGUGUGUGGACCAAGUCGGACCUCCUUACUAACAAGUCGUAGACCUGACACAACCCGGUUAUAUGACUUUAACUCCUACUGGAGAGUGCAUGCGGGGAACUACACCACUCUCCCUCAGUACUUCAAGUCAAAGGGCUACACCACCAUGUCGGUUGGAAAGGUUUUUCACCCAGGCAUAGCCUCUAAUCACUCGGAUGAUUACCCGUACAGCUGGUCUGUACCUCCUUAUCAUCCUCCCUCUUUCAAGUAUGAAAAUAUGAAGGUUUGCAAGGGCAGUGAUGGCAAACUGCAUGCCAACCUGUUGUGCUCAGUUAAUGUGUCUGAAACCCCUCUUGGGACACUGCCAGACAUGGAGAGCACAGAGGAGGCCAUCAGGCUGCUCAAGUCCACAAGGGAUUCUGGCAAGAAUUUCUUUCUGGCUGUUGGAUUCCACAAACCUCACAUUCCCUUCAGAAUCCCACAGGACUUCUUGACACUCUAUCCUCUGGAUAAGAUGAGCCUGCCUCCAGACCCUUAUGUUCCUAAAGGCCUCCCCAGCGUGGCCUACAAUCCCUGGACUGACAUCAGGAAAAGGGAAGAUGUCCAAGCUCUAAACAUCAGCUUCCCAUAUGGGCCAAUCCCAAAAGAUUUCCAGAAAGCUACAGGUAGAAGCAGCAUAUUAUACUACAGCAGGUUGCAUACUGUUGUGGUAUUGAUAUACCAUAAAUGUUGGCUUCAGCUCCAGAUUCAACAGCACUAUUAUGCAUCUGUGUCAUACAUGGACUCACAAGUGGGUCGGUUGUUGAAUACUCUGGAUUAUCUUGGCCUGGCUGAAGACACUGUUGUGGUCUUUACAUCUGACCAUGGCUGGUCACUUGGGGAGCAUGGAGAAUGGGCCAAAUACAGCAACUUUGACGUGGCCACUCGCAUUCCACUAAUGUUCUACGUAGCAGGUGUGACUGCAGUCCGUCCUUGGCCAGAGACCUUCCCUUACAUUAAUGUGUUUGGUCCAACACCGCAUCGCUUCACACGAGGAAGAACCGUGAGCAACGUGAACGAGCUGCUAGAUAUCUUCCCCACUGUGUCUGUCCUGGCUGGGCUGAAGCCCCCGCUCCCCUGUCCCGACAACUCCUUUGACGUGGAGCUCUGCACCGAGGGACACGACCUGGCCUACACCUUCAACAACGACGACAACCGCAAGAAGUCUGAGGCCAUUGCCUUCAGCCAGUACCCCCGGCCCGCCGACACCCCCCAGGAAAACUCCGACCUGCCCGACCUGAAGGACAUCCGGAUAAUGGGCUAUUCUCUGCGCUCCUGGGACUAUCGCUUCACCGUGUGGGCGGGCUUCGACCCAGCUAUCUUCCAGGCUAACCUGUCAGACGUGCAUGGUGGGGAGCUGUACCUCCUGGAGGAAGACCCAGGCCAGGACCACAACCUGUACAACACCUCUGAGCACAGCCUGCUGCUCUGCAAGCUGGGCCAGGGCCAGCAGCCCUGGGCACAGACCCUCAAACAACACCUCCUAUACCUCACUGCAGGGAAUAAAUCUAAAGGGAUGGCAUGAUGCUUUGUGUAAUGAACUAUUUUGCUGUGUUCAUAAGGGAUGUUUCCAUUCUAGGCAAGUGCCUAUAUCUAGAUUGUUUCAGCUUCUAUUGGCACUUUAGGUUUUUAGGUGUAAUCCUUGUCUUAGCAGUUCAGGUUUCUGAAUGUUGAUGGUGAAUUUCAAUGGCAAGAAUUUGACACCAGCUCUAAAUCGAACCUAACAACUCCAAUAGAUCACUGGUUAUCAGUAUGUUAGUUUGAGAUCAGACUUAUUUUUCAAGCAUAAGGUAAUUUACUGUAACAAACUGAUGGUGAAAUGUGUAUUUAUAUAGGGAAAGAUCAUUAGGGCCAACAUGGAGGUGUUGGUGAACAUGCUGUACUGUAAAACUUUCCACGUUCAUACUUUGCACUUUUUUUUCUUUUUUUUAAAAUGGGUUGUACCAAAUUGAUCCAAAUAAGCAUACCUUUUUGGGGGGGGGGGGAAUAAUCUUGUCAAUGUACAGUAGAAGGAAAAUACUAGUCCUCACGGAGGUUCCACCCCAGUGUGUUCAGGGCCAGCAGACAGCCUUCAUUGCCAGCUGGGUUGAAAUUCCAUAGUUUUUUUCAGUCUGAACGUGAGGUCAGGCCAGUUGGAGAUGGAUCCAUGGGCUGAUUGAAGCUUAUUUUAAUUGCUUGCGCCAAAGGGGAAUUGCAUUUGUGCUCAAACUUUAUCUGUGAUUUUAAUUCUCUUUCAACUCCCGUUUCCAAGUUCUGCUAGAAAAUGUUCCCCAUUUAGGUUCCUUCCCCUGUGAAUGAGGCAGUGUCUUUCAGCUCCCAGACAGUGUUAUGUGGAGGGAAUGUGCAACUCCUCAUACAUAUUGUCCAAAAAUAAUUAUUCUUACCACUCAACUAGUCCUAUCUAUACAAAUGUGUGUUCUUCACUACUUCUUUCAUAAGAGUGGAUCUACUGAAGGUAAGGUAGUGCGUACACUCAAAUUGGUUCAUUUGAUUUUAAUCUGUCAGGCACUGACACUCAACCUUGAAUUGCACCACCAUCCUGAUGUAAUAGGUCAGGGGAGCGCUUCAUUGACUAAUACAGGAAUGUUAUUCCCCUUAAGUAGACAAUGUGACCUAACACUGAUAGACGAUGGACUUUAACCAUGCAAACCUGUUAAUAUGAUAAACAAGGAAUCAAUGUGGAUGUGGUAAUGGGUCACUGCUUAAGAUAAUUAUUACUUUGAUACAUCCAUGUGAUAUCUAUGUGGUGAAUGAAUCUGUUACAUCCAGGGUUGGUUUUGAAGAUCGCAUGCAGAUUGGUCAUUUGUGUUUAGGAAUCAAUCCCCAUUUGUUGGUAUUUAACAAAUCCAUGUCAAAUUAGUGUCACUUUGUCUUGCUGAUUCAGAUGCACCUUAUUAGGGUAGCGGGUAAUGGCAAUUUAAUCAUGAAAAAAAUGCUUGAUGACAAUUAAUGAAUUGAGAGAAUGUUGCUGAAAAAACUAUCUUUGUUUUAGAAACGCAACUCCCAAGUUGCAGCUGGAGGAGGGAGAGUAAAAAGUUGUAUAUCAGCCCAAUGUCAAACCCAUACAAGCCAGCUGGACUGUUAGGAACUAGUCUGACAAGUAUUACACUGGCAAUCAGAGCGACUUGGAGAUCAUGAGCAAGCUCUCGCUCAGAAUGAAGUGCUCAUUCUUUUAAACGCUGCCUGUCUCCACAGUCUGGUAUUGAGAUUGGUUAUGGCUCACAGCAACUAUUCAAAACAACUGGCCUACACCAGCAAUUCAAUAUGAACUCAGAUUUACAAAAAUGGCCAAUGUUAUGAUUUAGUGUAUCUUAUUUGUCUGUCAUUGCCUGCAGAAUAUGGUAAUUAGAAACGAUAUUAUUCCUCAAACUCAAAACGGCAUUAUACGUACAGUAUGUAUAUUUGUUUGCAUGAAAUGCACUAUGUCUCGAGGGCAAAUGUGCCUUGUCCUUGUAGCUUGGCUGAGAGGAGCAGCUGGUAAACAGUGUUUUUCUCCAGAGGCUGUUGUACUGUAGGAUAUGGCUGGUAGACAGUGUUUUUCUCCAGAGGGUGUUGUACUGUAGGAUAUGGCUGGUAGACGGUGUUUCUCUCCAGAGGCUGUUGUACUGUAGGAUAUGGCUGGUAGACAGUGUUUUUCUCCAGAGGGUGUUGUACUGUAGGAUAUGGCUGGUAGACAGUGUUUCUCUCCAGAGGGUGUUGUACUGUAGGAUAUGGCUGGUAGACAGUGUUUUUCUCCAGAGGGUGUUGUACUGUAGGAUAUGGCUGGUAGACAGUGUUUCUCUCCAGAGGCUGUUGUACUGUAGGAUAUGGCUGGUAGACAGCAGUGCUCCAGUGAAUGGUGUGGCAGAUAUUACAGCCUAGGAUCUGAUGCCCUCCAUCUGGCCUAGUGAGGCAGAGCGCCAGCCAGGCCAGCAGAGAGUCUAUUCCUCCCCUCCCUUUUCAUCACCCUCUCUCCUGGCACAGUGAAGCUGAGAUGUAGCCCACAGCCAGAGCAGAGGACUAUCUCAGUAGUGAUCAUGUUGACAGCUGUGUUUAACAGAGCCGUCUGGGAUAGGAGACAAGUGGUCACUACUAUGCUCUCAACAUACAGUAGCAAUAAGGGGAUAUUUCAGUGUUGAUAAUGGAUGGCUUCCAAAAGCCCUUAUACGUCUCAAAGAAUACAAUGCUUUUGUUUGUAAUAUUUUAUUUAUUUAUGUAUGUGUAUAUAUAUAUAUAUAUCGCCUGAACAAAAAUGUAAAGAUAACAUUCUACAAUUUCAAAGGAUUCAAAGGAAUUACACACACACACACACACACGAUUCCCUAAAACAAUGUUGGAGGCGGCUUAUGGUAGAGAAAACAACAUUACAUUCUCUGGCAACAUCUCCUGCAGUCAGCAUGCCAAUUGCAGUCCCUCAAUUUGAGACAUCUGUGGCAUUGUGUUGUGUGACAAAAAAACUCCAUUUACACUAUUGGGGCGGCAGGGUAGCCUAGUGGUUCGAGCGUUGGACUAGUAACCGGAAGGUUGCAAGUUCAAACCCCCGAGCUGACAUGGUACAAAUCUGUCGUUCUGCCCCUGAACAGGCAGUUAACCCACUGUUCCUAGGCCGUCAUUGAAAAUAAGAAUUUGUUCUUAACUGACUUCCCUAAUUAAAUAAAGGAAAAAAUAUAUAUAUAUAUUGUACUGGUCUGUCCUUUAAAUAGACCUACUAUCUGUGACUCUUGUUUACCUGACUGUCUGUGUAUUUAAUAAGAGUAACUUCAAAGAUGCAUAAUUCAUAUUUUUUUUAUCUCUUUUUCUACUGACAGCUGCCAUAUGUUUAAUUUCAGUCAAACAUUUCCAUGGAGAUGCAUUACAAAGUAAAACAGAUCCAGAGUUGACGCUCCAUGUGAAAACAUUCCAUAUCAGACAAUUUUGUGAAGUUUCUAAUGAAACCCUCUAAGAUUUUCAUACAAACAUAAUAUUGCUGUCUGAAUUUGUUAUUCAAAUAUGUAUGCCAAUAUCAAUUAAUAUGCAAAUGUAUUUUUUUGUGGUGAAUUUGCUAUAGGUUUUUUGAAUAAAGAUGACCCAAUUUCCGAAA